AUUAAAAAAAAAAAAGCAGAAAAGUGAAAAGCGGAGUAGUGACUGCUCCAAGAAUAUUUUAAUUUUUAUUUGUAUAAAUAAUUCAAGUACAUUUAAGUUUUCGCAAUUAUUUUUCAUAUAAUAUAAUCCUGUGGUUCGUUGUAAUUUACAAUCGAAGCUACAAAAGUUAAUUCAAAGAGACAUAAUUGUUUGUUUAUUAUAUUUACAAUAAAAGUUAAACUUAAUACAAAAUUAUGGAGAACCGACAUGCUCCGCCCGGAGUCAACUCACGAUCAGAAACUGCUGCACAGUCUGCUGCUGAUUUGGAGGUCCUUCGUGAAAUAGAGCACAUAUACUUCUCUCCGCCCACUGAGUUUGAUGCAGCUAAGUACGCGCUGGAACACGCACCGUCUCCACCCGACUGUGAGGCUAUAGAACGGAUGUUUACUAAGUUGAAGAGGCAACAGCAGGUGGUAUCAGGCAAAGCACUCCAUCUCAUCUCCCAACAAAGGGACAACUGCGACAGAGAAUUCGCCGAAAUCCAGAACAUCCGAGAACAACUCACACAAACACUAGAAACGUGUAGAAAAGCGAGGGAACGCUUAAAAACAGCUUCCAACCACCUCACUAUAUCCACCUUUGUCAUACUCGCUAACGUUAGAAAGAGACAAAUAAUCAAAUCUGUGUUAAAAUCCUUAGAAUUGUUGCAAAGUUUACGCAGCGUUGAAAAGGACGUAUCUGAUUUGUUGAACAAAAAGGAGUAUUUCGAAGCUAUAGAUUUAAUUUUGAAAAGCAAAAAAGCAGCUAAUAACCACAAGGAAUACACAUGUAUAGCAGACUUAAGUACAAGGCUGCAAGACACUUUGGAUAUGACGGAAGAAAAACUGGACUCAGUCCUUUCUGGUCUUUGUCAUAAUUUCGAUGAAGACGUGUUCAAGAAACUGAAAAAGGCUUACGACUUACUCGGAAAGACCCAAGCUGCUAUGGAACAGUUGCAUAUGCAUUAUUCUUCAGCAGUUAAUGAGUCAGCAAUGGAAGCCGUCAAACCGUUUCUAAACGAAUACACAAUAGAAAUGAAAUUUCAGGAAAUGUGUCAAUCCGUCCCGACCAAUAAGGCAACAGUUUGCCUUCUGAACCUAUGCGAAAAUCUAUUUCACGUCAUGCGAAGUUAUUAUCUCCUUGUAACUUGGCAUUUAAAGAAUGAGGAAAUCCAACCGAGUUCAAACGUUUUCGACAUCGAAAAGAAUGUUAGUCGAGAGUACAUCAAACAGAAGUUAAAAGCCGGUUUGAUAAGGAUAUGGCAUGAUGUGCAAGCGAAAGUAUCGAUUUUCCUUAAAAGCUCGGGUCUUGAGGAGUUCCCUUUCGAGAAGUUCAUCCAAAUGCUGGGUAUCCUGAGGAAGUUAACACAAGUUGCCGAAAUAUUUUGCGGCGACAAAUCUGAUUUGUUGCAAGACUUUAUCAAAACCCAAUCCGUGUCGUACAUAAAGAAUUAUCACAGAGGCAGAAUGGAGGAACUUAAACUUUUCCUCGAGAACGAAGGUUGGGAACAAUGCCCCGUUAAAGCAAACUUCAAUAUCUUAAACCUGCAAGAGUUUAAACAGUUUAAGAAGUACUUAAACCCGAAAUCCGAUUCGAUAACUAAAGGAACUUUGUCUGAUGCAACGUCCUCCGUCCCAUCUCAAGACGACAGCGUCUAUAUAGCAAAGUACUUUGCCCAAAAAACUUCAAGGACGCCUUUUGAGAUUUUUCGAAACGAAAACGUUACCAACGACGACAUAUUUGGUCUCGAACCUGAAUCGGAAGAAAGUGACGAAUCGGAUGACGAACCGGACGAGUUGAGACGAGAUUUCGUCGAGGAUAUGGACGCACAAGAUUAUAAAACACUACAGAGCCCGUCGAAAAUAAAAGGAAGCGUAAUAGUUACUAACACGACACUAUCAGUUCUUCGGAAUUGUGGACAAUAUCUCCAAAUAUGUAGAUACUUACCCCAAAUUUCGUUAGAAGUCAUAAUGCUUAUGAAUCAAUUAUUCGACUAUUACUUUUACGCGGUACACUCAUUCUUCACCUCCGAUUUAGAAGUCGCCUCAUCCACUUUAUAUGGUACAAAGUUAAAUUUAGUUUUGAAACGGAUCUCUAAUAGCAUAAACGGGGCGGAUGAAACUAAGUUUGAAUGUCCGAGUAAUCCACAACAUUUGGACAUGGCUUCUGAGGAGAAUUUACAUGGGUUGAGCGAGAGAAUCGUUGGGGUGGAAAGCGUUAUAUUUUUGGCUAAACAAUUUGAAUUACUCCAGCCUUAUUUGGAGUCAAUAGUUUUACCUCACCAACGGAUGAUUUUAGAGCAUUUUCGAGACAACACUUUAGCAGUUGUAGAAGAUUUAAGAAAGCCAGUAUAUAUGUGCUCUGCAUCUAAAGCUGUAGACGCAAGAUCUGCCUUAAUAGCUAUGUCCCAAGUCAGAUGGGACGUUAAAAACGUCGCAGUGGAACACAGUCCUUAUGUCGAUAUGAUAAUCCGGAAAAUUCAAGUGUUCGCGUUGCGUUUAGAAAACAUUUCCUCGAGAGUGACUUUAAAUUUGAGGGUAGUUAACUCAAUAUGGAGCAUGGUUUCGAAAUUCGUUGUGCAUUUGUUGGUUGAAGGAUUUUCCAAUGCCACGAAAUGUUCUAACGGAGGUAGAGGGCUUAUGCAACUAGAUUACAGGCAGUUAUUUGUGAAGUUAGAGAAAAUUUCCGGUUUAAAACCUGUUCCUUACCAAGAUUAUGUAGAUAAGUAUGUUAAAGCAUAUUAUUUGCCGCGAAAUGAGUUGGAAAUCUUCGUCAGGGAUAGUACAGAGUACUCGAAUAAGCAUUUGUUAGCUUUAGUGAGUUGUGCGUGUGAGAAUAAAAGGGAUAGGCAGGCUCUGACAGCUAUCAUUGAAAGUAGAGAUGUGGGUAGUUGAAAUAUAUUUUUAGCGUUAAAAAGAUUUGAAAAAUAUAAGUGUAUCUAAAAAAUUAAAUCACUACUAGACUGUUCACUAUAACUUGUUCUCUACCGUUAUGUUGGCACCACUGCAAUUCACACAAUAAUAAUUAUAAACGUGGAGUUCUAAAGA
Maniola jurtina (meadow brown) is the source of this 3065-nucleotide messenger RNA. RefSeq names its product syndetin-like. NCBI's taxonomy places the organism in Eukaryota, Metazoa, Arthropoda, Insecta, Lepidoptera, Nymphalidae. Bases 234 to 2912 code for a protein of 892 amino acids. Gene Ontology annotation, cellular component: EARP complex. The record is from RefSeq and is a predicted model, not a curated record. Gene Ontology annotation, molecular function: SNARE binding. Gene Ontology annotation, biological process: endocytic recycling; retrograde transport, endosome to Golgi. The transcript has 4 exons.